AUGGCUUUAAAGAAGGGGAAGGCAGUGAUGAGUUAUUUUGUAAACCGUCAAGGUUUGCGAAUUAGAACAUACGCGUGCGAAGUAGAUAACCCAAAGGGCAAAAUAUUCCUAGUCCACGGGAUAAAGUCACAUUUUUUCGGUGAUUACGUGGGCUAUAACGUUGAUUGGUACUUUAAAUAUUUAGGUGAAUACAAGAGUAAUCACGCACUAGAAUUGGAAAAAUUCGAGCGCAAACUGGUAUUUAACAAAAGAGAUCUUAAAAGUUGUACCGCUAGCGCGAAAGUCGAUUCUGGUCCGGUAGAUUCAGUAGAGGACGUUAAACUGAAGACGGAAAAGAGCGAUGAAGAGAGCAACAGAGUUCACUCGUUUAACUGUGAUAAUUUAGAUGGCAGAGAUUUGUUCGAGUUAACGCCUCGUUACAAGUACGAGGGUUCAUUUGUAGAGUAUCUUAACAAUUUGGGAUAUUCAACGUAUUCAUUGGAUCACCAGUCUCACGGGUUAUCAGAGUCUGCCACUGAGAAACGUUGCUACUUUGUUAAUUUCGACGACGUUUGCUAUGACCUUAUCCAGUUCAUAACACUGGUGAAAAAAGGUAACUUCUUUGAGCCAAACCAGACCUUUAACGAGGAGGACAUACUGAACAAUGGCCCAAAUCCAAAUAUUACCACCUCUUCGCUAUACAAAAACAAGAAUAAAAGCGAUAAUUAUUACCUUUUUGGCUUAUCUAUGGGAGGAAAUGUAGUACUUCGCACAAUGCAGCUGUAUAACCUCAAGUACAAAAACGCUGCUAACAACCCAAAAGUUAACCUUGUCGAUGCGCUAGUUUGUUUUGCUGGAAUGAUCGAUAUUGAUUUCCAGUAUACUUCUGUCAAACGUUUAUUCCCAUUAUUUCGCUUAAUUAAUAAAUUUGCACCUAAACUGCGAGUUGGCAAAACAUCCGACUUCCUAGAGUGUCUCACAAUGUUCAUGCGAUACCACGAUCCGACUUAUUUCUCUGAAAGAAUCUGUUUAAAAAUGGCCUUAAUGAUAUACGAUGCGACCAAGACUUUGGAUAAGGCGUUUGAUCAAUAUCCUAUGGAUCUUCCCACCUUGUUUUUACACUCCAGUGACGACACCACAUGCGACGUUAAGGGCCCGAGGCACCUCAUGAAGACAUACUUUUCACAGUCGAACCUAGUCAAAUUUCAAGAAAUCGAAGGAGGAGCACAUGUUAUCACAUCACCACUCUACACUAACAUCACAGGUCCUCUAGUUUCUGAAUUUUUGCAAAGUUUAAACAAAUAA
This is a messenger RNA of Theileria annulata, 1284 nucleotides long. RefSeq lists its product as uncharacterized. The record is from RefSeq and is a predicted model, not a curated record. NCBI's taxonomy places the organism in Eukaryota, Apicomplexa, Aconoidasida, Piroplasmida, Theileriidae. The coding region runs from base 1 to 1284 and encodes 427 amino acids. The transcript has 3 exons. Gene Ontology annotation, cellular component: membrane. Gene Ontology annotation, molecular function: lipase activity.